AUGGAAUAUUAUUGCAAAAAGUCAUGGCAGAGUGGUCAUUUCAUCGGGAGAGUCAAGAGCCACGAUGAGCUCAUCGAAAACGCUCGCAAACUCAUACAAGACUUUCAAAAUGCCCGUUCAGAGAUUGGCGACGACUUUCCAUCUCUCGUCGAAACCGCCAUUGAACUCGAAGAACUCGAUAAGUCGGUCGCUCUCAUCCAACAAGAGGAGUCGCUUCGCACCGCAGCAGUGAUUAGAGAGAUAAAGGGCACUAUCAGGAGUGUCCACUAUCAAAGUUGGGAAGCAGUCCGAGUAGUCGGGAAGAAAAGGAAGGCUGUAGAGAAGAAUGGGCCGGACGCCAUGGUUCCAAAGAGAUAUAUCCAUUCAUUCAGACCCAUGCCCAAGUGGGUUAUUAGGACUAGAGAUAACCUUGAUAAUGCUAUCUUGUGCGCGCAGGUUGGAAUCAUCGGCGACGAAAAGGAUGGAUUUUCAAUUCGGCCUGACAAAGUGUUUGAGAUUGAUGGAAAGGUCAAGGAUGUUCUUGGUAUCCAUAUGGUUCUUGCUUUGAGACUACAGGAUGAGCCUACUUGCAUCGAUCGCCGGAGCUUCUCUCCUGAUGACGAAUCCAAGAGUGAGGGGACUCGUCAGCAUGUUACCGCGAUCGAAGGGAUAGACAAGGAAACACACGAUGCAGAGGAGAGUCCCGUUUAUGAAAACAUCACCCUCGACCAGGCGCGUGUCAUGGCUGGUGAAGAUGGGGUGCAAGGUUGGACCGAAGCAGCGAGGUUACAACCUCAAAGAAUGAAACGCUAA
Fusarium tjaetaba is the source of this 792-nucleotide messenger RNA. RefSeq lists its product as uncharacterized. The transcript has 2 exons. Lineage: Eukaryota; Fungi; Ascomycota; Sordariomycetes; Hypocreales; Nectriaceae. The coding region runs from base 1 to 792 and encodes 263 amino acids. The record is from RefSeq and is a predicted model, not a curated record.